AUGGCAUCGCUCAUUAUUGUCUCAUUUGUGUGUUGGAUAUGGAAAGGCUCGGUCAAAGCACAGAUAAUUGGUUCAGGUUCUCAUGGUCUUGGAAUUGGCUCUUUUAGCCUUGACUGGAUGUCCAUAACUGGCUAUAUAGGAUCCCCAAUGGCCUAUCCCAGAUAUGCUAUAGUUAAUAAGCUGGUGGGAUUUGUGGCCAUGAUGUAUAUAAUUGCUCCAAUUGCAUAUUGGACUAAUUUAUUCAAUGCCAAAAGAUUCCCCUUUUUCAGUCUUAAUAUUUAUGAUUACGAUGGAAAGUUCUACAAGACCGCUAGUGUCUUUGGCAACGAUAUGGUACUUGAUCCUCAGGCAUACCAUGAUUAUUCCGACAUCUAUUUCAGUAUCUUCAGCGCCAUGACCAUGGGGUUUGGAUUUGCAGGAUUAACAACCACACUCACUCACUUUUUUCUAUUCUACGGAAGGUAUGCAUGGGUAUAUGGGGACCAAAUUCAACUUCCUACCUGGGGUUUUCUGGUUGCAGUGCUUGUGGCCGCCAUUUUACUUCUUCCCAUGGGUGCAAUUAAAGCUACAAUUGGAAUCUCUCUUUCAAUGUUCCUAAUUGGUGAGAUGAUCAUGGGUUAUGCAUUACCGGGAAAACCCAUAGCCAACAUCGCUUUUGUAUCAUAUUGCCAAAGCACCAAAUUACAUGCCUUGAACUUUAUAGCUGAAUUCAAAUUGGGACAUUACAUGAAGAUUCCUCCAAGAUCCAUGUUCCUCAUUCAGAUUGUUGGAGCAUUGCUAGCAUCCACAACACGCAUUUUCGCAUCAAGGUGGGCGCUCAAUUCAAUCAAAAACAUCUGCGUCCUGGAGGAGGGGAAUAUUUGGACAUGCCCUUCUGUUACCACUUCCUACAACAGAGCAUUGAUAUGGGGAGGAAUUGGUCCAAGCCGAGUGUUUGCACCGCAUGGUCAGUAUGCAUGGCUAUACAUCUUCUGCCUGAUAGGAGUGGUGGGACCAAUGAUGGUUUGGAUUCUAAGUCGCAAAUAUCCUCAAAAGAAGUGGAUUAGACUGAUCAAUUUCCCAAUAAUAUUUACGGGCACAACAAUGAUGCCCCCAAUGGGUGCAGCCCAUAUAUGGAGUUUCUUUAUCAUGGCCUUUAUCUUCAACUUCUGGGUUUACAGUAGGCACAAAGGGUGGUGGUCUAAGCAUGCUUAUGAUCUCUCUAAUGGCCUCGAUUUAGGGACUGCUAUUUUCGGUGUACUCUAUAUGAUUCUUGCUCUUCAAGAUAUCUACGAGGUCCAAUGGAUUGGGGGCGCUGAUGAACAGUGCCUUUUAUCUCUCUGCCCUACUGCUCCUGGCAUAAUUAAAAAGAAUUGCCCCGUCUUCUACUGA
This is a messenger RNA of Juglans regia (Persian walnut), 1371 nucleotides long. Its product is annotated as oligopeptide transporter 5-like. Bases 1 to 1371 code for a protein of 456 amino acids. The transcript is spliced from 5 exons. Lineage: Eukaryota; Viridiplantae; Streptophyta; Magnoliopsida; Fagales; Juglandaceae. Gene Ontology annotation, molecular function: oligopeptide transmembrane transporter activity. Gene Ontology annotation, biological process: transmembrane transport. The record is from RefSeq and is a predicted model, not a curated record.